Lotus japonicus is the source of this 2844-nucleotide messenger RNA. Its product is annotated as RINT1-like protein MAG2. The record is from RefSeq and is a predicted model, not a curated record. The transcript has 4 exons. Gene Ontology annotation, biological process: endoplasmic reticulum to Golgi vesicle-mediated transport; retrograde vesicle-mediated transport, Golgi to endoplasmic reticulum; regulation of ER to Golgi vesicle-mediated transport. NCBI's taxonomy places the organism in Eukaryota, Viridiplantae, Streptophyta, Magnoliopsida, Fabales, Fabaceae. Gene Ontology annotation, cellular component: Dsl1/NZR complex. The coding region runs from base 136 to 2559 and encodes 807 amino acids.
UGAAUUGGAUCUACCCAAAACCAAUUAACGUCCGUCAAAAGGUUCAUCGACUGAGGCUCAUCGGAAUCCGAUAUCGGCAACCUCCACUUACGGCGGCGAGGAACCUUCGAGAUCUUCGGAACUCGAAUUUCGACGAUGGAGUGGCUCCAAACUCUACCACCACCCUCUAACCUCUCACACUCCGCACGCUCCUUCCUCGACGGCAAAUUCCACACCAAAACCACCCUCGCCGGGGCUACCACUUUCGUCGCCGAGCUCCAAACUCAGUGCUCCGAGUUGGAUCGGGCUCUGGCCAAGUUGACUCUGCGACUUGGAACGGGUCUCGCCGCGUACGCCUCCUUCUCCGGUGAAAUUCACAGGCUCUUCGGCGACGUCACUGCUGGAUUGAACGCCAUCUCCUCCACUUGCUCCUCCAGCGUUGUGCCAGAGGGAGGAACAGGUGAAGGAGAUGGCAAUGAAGGGAAGGGUUUCAGAGAGGAACUUGCGACUUUGGCAAAGGAAGUGGCUAGGUUGGAGACUGUUCGUGUUUAUGCAGAGACAGCAUUGAAACUUGAUACUUUGGUUGGUGAUAUUGAGGAUGCUGUGUCUAAUGCCAUGAACAAAAACCUAAGGAAGCAUUCUUCUAACCAAAAUUCAGAAGAAGUGCGUUUGGUUGCUGCUACUAAAACGCUUAAGAAGACUGAAGAAAUAUUAACUUCGAUUACAAAGACACACCAUCAAUGGAAGCAUCUUGUAUCAGCGGUUGAUCAUAGAGUAGACCGAGCUCUGGCCAUGUUAAGACCCCAUGCAGUUGCUGAUCAUCGUGCACUUCUUGCUUCGCUUGGAUGGCCCCCACCUCUUUCUUCUUUAACCUCCUCGCACUCAGAUGCAAGGAUUGGGAACCAAGUCUUGAAUCCUCUAAUGAGCAUGCAAGCGAAUCUUAAACUCAAGUACACUGAAAAUUUUCUUGCUUUGUGCCACCUACAGGAGUUGCAAAGGCAAAGGAAAUGUAGGCAACUUAAGGGCCAUCACAGGGAAGUUGCUCUACGACAACCACUUUGGGUAAUUGAAGAGCUUGUGAAUCCCUUGACAUUGGCUUCGCAGCGACAUUUCUCAAAAUGGGUUGAUAAACCAGAAUUCAUUUUUACUCUUGUAUAUAAGAUCACAAGGGAUUAUGUGGACUCUAUGGAUGAAAUGUUGCAACCAUUGGUCGAUGAAGCAAAUCUAGUUGGCUAUAGUUGCAGAGAAGAAUGGAUAUCAGCAAUGGUAUCCUCUUUAUCCACAUACCUGGCAAAAGAAAUUUUCCCUAGUUACAUUAAUCAACUAGAUGAGGAAAGUGUGACAGACAUUCAGUCAUCUGCUAGAAUAUCAUGGCUGCAUCUCAUUGACUUGAUGAUAGCUUUUGACAAAAGGAUUAAGUCUUUGGUAGAGUGUUCUGGGAUUUCGCUAUCCUUUGAUGAUGAUGAUAUCUUGCAGAGAAUUUCUUCUCUAUCCGUAUUUUGUGAUUGUCCUGAGUGGCUUGAUCAAUGGGCAAAAAUAGAGCUAGCUGAUGCCCUAGAUAAGUUGAAACCAGACAUUGAAAAUGAGAAUACUUGGAGAAGGAAAGUUGAAGUUGUAGUUCUUUCGUCAUGUACUGAUGAUCACAAGUCUCCUCUUAUUUCCAGUGCCUUUCUUCACCAGCUAGCAUCUGUUGUUGAUCGUUGUCGUUCAUUGCCUAGCAUUACUUUGAGGUCAAAAUUUCUCAGAUUAGUAGGUGUGCCUAUUAUAAGAAAGUUUUUUGAUUCCAUACUUAUCCGCUGCCAAGAAGCUGAAGGAUUGACUGCCUUGACUGAUGAUGAUGCUGUAACUAAAGUUGCAAUUUCCAUCAAUGCUGCACAUUACUUUGAAUCAGUUUUGAAGGAAUGGUCCGAGGAUGUCUUUUUCCUGGAGAUGGAGAUGGGGAUGGAUGAGGAUGAUAAACCGGAAUUGUCAAGUAAUGCUAAUACAGAUGAAGGGUCGCCAGAGAGUUCCAGGAGAGUUAUCUUUGAUGAAGAGAUAAAAAAGAUAGAAGAGUUCAGAACUGAGUGGGUUGAAAAGAUAUCUGUAGUUAUUUUGAGAGGAUUUGAUGCUCGAUCUCGAGAAUAUGUGAAGAAUAAAAGGCAGUGGCAAAAGGGUGAAGAAGGAUGGGCGGUGUCAAAGACACUGAUAGAGGCCUUGGAUUACCUGCAAGGUAAGAUGUCGGUUGUAGAAGUAGGUCUAAAUAGUAAAGAUUUUGUUGGGGUUUGGAGAAGUUUGGCAGCAGGGAUUGAUCGAUUAAUUUUUAACGGUAUUCUUAUAAGCAAUGUAAAAUUUCAUAAUGGUGGUGUUGAAAGAUUUAGUAGUGACUUAGAUGUUUUAUUUGGGGUAUUUGGGUCAUGGUGUUUGAGGCCAGAAGGUUUUUUCCCAAAAACAAGUGAAGGUCUCAAGUUGUUGAAAAUUGACGAAAACAGAGUGCAAGAGUGUAUGGCAGGGGGGACGAGAUGGUUGAAGGAGAAUGGGAUCAGACACUUGAGUUUAACUGAAGCAGAAAAGGUUCUGAAGAGUAGAGUAUUCACAACUUGAGGCUUUUUGCUUACUCUUUUGCACAUGCACAGCAAAAAUGGCAUAGGGACAGGAGUGAACAUUUUUAUAAGGGGUGUUUCUUGGUGUACAUGACUGUAGUCCAGCUGAACUAAUUCAAUUUUUUAAAGUUGCAAUAGUACUUUUUUUCUUUUUUCGAUUUGAAUAUUCUCAGUCAUUGCCUUAGAUACAACAUACCUCAGAUCUGGGGCGAGAUUGCUAUUCGUGUACUUCAUUGUCAUUUUUACACUGGUAUUUGAAUUUGAAAUGAACAAGGACUUUGCCUAA